Molecule: messenger RNA, 2269 nt
Organism: Hippocampus zosterae (dwarf seahorse)
Lineage: Eukaryota; Metazoa; Chordata; Actinopteri; Syngnathiformes; Syngnathidae
Product: bromodomain-containing protein 3-like
Exons: 12
Coding region: 436-2097 (553 amino acids)
Biological process (GO): chromatin remodeling; regulation of DNA-templated transcription
Cellular component (GO): nucleus; chromatin
Source: RefSeq, a predicted model, not a curated record
GCGCCAUAAAACUUUCGAUGUGUAACGCUUCGGUGAUACAAAGAAGAGGCAGAAACGACAAUAACAUUUCCCGUUACUCAGUAGCUCCAAACAUAUAUAUAUAUUUUUGUUCCAUCUAUCAUGCCCGUUUUCUGUUAAAUUGAGAUAACUGCUGCCUCAUCCUGGCUUCGAGGAUGCCGACGUGUGUGAGCGACGUUUCCCAUGUACCCCUUCUAAUGUAACAACAAAGACGACCAAAAUCUGGAACGACUUUCAGGAGGACUGUUGUAAUGUAGCAACGUGGCACAAGGUUCUACUAUGUGGCCCGACGAAGAACAAUGCCAAAAAAAAUGGCUGCAGUUUUCUUUCAUCCUACAGAGACAGCAGCUGUGAAAUUGGCAAAAGAUAAUAUAAACCAGAAGUGGCUGUUUUAAAGCUUUUUGUGCCCUUGCACUGAUGAUCAUGCCAUCGGACACGGAGGCACCUGCACCUCAACUUGAUAACCCCCCACCACCUGAGGUCACAAAUGUCCACAACUUAGGCCGAAGGACCAACCAGCUUCAGUUCAUGAGGAGUAUUGUGGUCAAGGCUCUGUGGAGGCACCAUUUCGCUUGGCCUUUUUACCAUCCUGUCGAUGCCGUGGCUCUUAAAUUACCAGAUUACCAUACCAUAAUAAGCAACCCUAUGGAUUUGGGAACCAUCAAACAACGACUGGAGAACAACUACUAUUGGAGUGCCACCGAGUGUUUGCAGGACUUCAACACCAUGUUCACCAACUGCUACAUUUACAACAAGCCCACAGAUGAUAUUGUGCUGAUGGCUCUGGCCUUGGAAAAGAUUUAUUUGCAAAAAGUUGCACAUAUGCCUCAGAAAGAAGUGGAGCUGUUGCCUCAUCCAGCCCAAGGGAAAAGCAAAAAGAAAAGUUCAGGUGGGCAGCAGGCGACCGCGUCUCUUUUAGAUGCGCCCCGGCAGCAAAAGCACACCGGCUCCAAUUUGCCGUCACAUCUCCCAGUGGCAUCACAGGCCAACGUUAAACAAGGCCCGAAGAAUAGGAGCAAUUCAGCCAUUGACUCAACCGGCCUGAAUGCGUCGCCGGAAAGCAAAAAAAGACAGGAAAUCCCCGAGCAUUCCACCCUCCCUUCUGCUAUUGAAAAAGAGUCAGCGCUUCGAGAGGGUGAGACCAUCCAGCUGAGCAAACAACUCCAGUACUGUGAAGAAAUCCUGAAGGAAAUGUGCUCCAAGAAGCAUGUCGCGUACGCCUGGCCUUUCUACAAACCGGUGGAUGCCGAAGCUUUGCAGCUGCGCGACUACCAUGACAUCAUCAAAUACCCAAUGGAUCUUAGCACUGUCACGGCAAAACUGAGCAGGAGAGAGUACCAGGAUGCUCAAAGAUUCGCUGCGGACGUCAGGUUAAUUUUCUCCAACUGCUACAAGUACAACCCUCCAUACCUUGAAGUUGUCGCCCAGGCCAAAAAGCUUCAGGGUGUGUUUGAGAAGAGAUUUUCGAUGAUUCGUGACGAGCCCAUCACGAGCGCUUCACAGGUGACCUACAGGCCGGGGACGAAUGGGCUCAGUACCACAAUCGCCUCUGCUUCGGAUAAAGCUAAUGAACAAGUCACACAAUUUGGAGAGUUGGACCAACAGGUUAAAGAUGUUCACAAACAGCUUCAUGUGCUCUCGGACGUCCCACCAAGGAAGAAGACUGACAGGAAACCAAGUAAAGGCAGUGCUGUUCAUAGCUUCAGGAGGUCAAAAAAUGGAAGUGACUUCUGCGAUGAAGACUCUCUGCAAAUGACGUACGACGAGAAGCACCAACUGAGCCUCGACAUAAACCGAUUAUCCGGCGGAAAGCUGGGCCAGGUGGUGCACAUCAUUCAAACACGAGAGCCUUCUGUUUGUGAUGCCAACCCAGAUGAGGUCGAGAUUGACUUUGAGAUACUAAAGCCUUCAACUCUGCGUAAACUACAGCAAUAUGUCCGUAGUUGUCUAAAUAAGAAGUUCAAGAGAUUUCAAAAGAAGAGGUGUCAAUUUGGGUCUCUUCAAAUGGAAAGCAGCAGCUCCUCAGAUUCCGAUGUCAACAGUCUUCUGGACUACGGUUCAGAAAAUGCCAACCUGUGAAAGUGAUACUUUAUUUUGUUUUUGUCCUUUUAACGUCUCAUGAUUAUAUACCAUACAGUAUAUUUUAUUAUUUUUACAUUUUAGUAAGGACACACACUCACUUGUUGUAUAGUGUAGAUUUACUUUUAUCAGUUCUUGAUUUUUUUUCAUUCCAAUGUGCAUCAGACAGCUU